AAAUGAGCGCAUUUGAGGAGACGUCUUUCAAAAUCUCUGUCGAUGGUGAAGUAUACCUGAUGCAGGAAAUCAAAUCCUAUGAUGAUUUGAAACUUAAAAUUUUCGAACAAUUACAAAUGAAAGAUAACCAAUACCAUCUCAUUGAUCCAAUGAGUGUUACUCCUAUAUUCAAAAAUAAUAGUGGUCUUGAGGGUGUGAUCAAAAACUCUCUUAUGAAACCUCCAAAGCUCAUUUUACAAAAGGUUGAGAGAAUAUCCAAGAACGACCAAGAUCAUUUGGAUUUAUUAUUUAGUAAUGCCAAGACUCAAGAAGGAGAGGUGAUCGAGCCAGAGGGAUCAGACACUAACCAGUCUCAAAAGCUUUCUCCAGUUGAGAAGAACACUACUGUAGAGCCUCGAACAGCUGAGCCCGUAGAAGAGACUAAAGAGCCAAUAAACUCUUCUCUUGAGAAGAGCAAUGAUCAAAAAGCUGAUUCUCAGCAGGCAAGUGUCUCUCGGGACGAACUUGAUUUAGACAAAUCCGAAAUUCAAGAGGAAGCUAAAUAAGACCCAAGAGGAGCUGUACGAACACAUUCAGAGCCUUCUACCAAAAGGAAUGGAGCAAGUCAUUAAGCUAGUCACUGACAAGACUAGUAAAUUUAAGGCAAAAUCACAGCUACAAAGGGAUAUCAACUUAUUUAAAGGAGUUUUCCAUAAAAAUGUAAAGUGCACUUCGUGUAAGCAAAAACCCAUUAUUGGCAUCAGAUAUAAAUGCCCCAUCUGAAAUAAGUAUGAUGUCUGUGCUAAGUGUGAGGCUGAAGAUAGCCACGAACACGGGCUCCUGAAGAUCAGAACGCCCAAAGACUUUGCACAAUUUUUGAACUUGAUUCCUAAAUAAAUUUGUUCUCGCGAAUAUU
Moneuplotes crassus is the source of this 895-nucleotide messenger RNA. Lineage: Eukaryota; Ciliophora; Spirotrichea; Euplotida; Euplotidae. The record is from the annotation of a GenBank genome assembly.